This is a messenger RNA of Choloepus didactylus (southern two-toed sloth), 8735 nucleotides long. RefSeq names its product purinergic receptor P2Y2 (gene P2RY2). Lineage: Eukaryota; Metazoa; Chordata; Mammalia; Pilosa; Megalonychidae. Gene Ontology annotation, molecular function: G protein-coupled UTP receptor activity; G protein-coupled purinergic nucleotide receptor activity; A1 adenosine receptor binding. Gene Ontology annotation, cellular component: plasma membrane. The record is from RefSeq and is a predicted model, not a curated record. The coding region runs from base 6950 to 8083 and encodes 377 amino acids. Gene Ontology annotation, biological process: positive regulation of mucus secretion; blood vessel diameter maintenance; phospholipase C-activating G protein-coupled receptor signaling pathway. The transcript is spliced from 3 exons.
CAGGGAGGUGGGGUGGGGUGGGCAGUGGUGGUGGAAGGACAGUUAAGCCCCUGUUAGGGGACUUUUAGCUGGCAGGUGGUACCCUAGGAAGUCAGUCCAGGAGAAGGCAAUGCCUCUGCCCCCACCCCACCCCCCCUCCACCCCAAGAGCCAGGCCCUGCCAGCAGACUAGGGCUGCUAAUCUGGGGUCUUUGGGGUCCCUGGCGACCAUUCCCCUCAACCCGGCAUUGCCAGCUUCCCUGGUCCCACAGCUGAGGUACCUGGUUUGUUUUGGAUCUAAUCUGGAAGAACAUUGAGGCCUGGGAAAAGUCUCAGUCAUCUGUCAAUGGGGGUGGGGAAAAGGGGAAGGAGAUGAUUUGAACAGACCUGUCUCAAGAAAAAGCUCUCAAGACACACAGACCUAUGUUCCAAUCUUACCGCAGCCACUAUGUGACCCUGGGCAGGACGUAUCCCUUCUCUGAGCCUCAUUGGUCUCAUCUGUUAAAAGGGAAAAAUAAUGAUACAGAAUUUGAGGGUUUGGGGGUUGCUGAUGUGUGGGUCCUGUCAACCAAUGUCUCCUCCCCGGGCAGGCUCCCAGCUUUGUGUUGAGUUUCAGCCCCUGGAGGGAGCCUCCUGAAACUAAAAUCCCAACUUUAUCCAUCCCUGGACUAAACUUUCACAGGACUUCCCCAGGACUUACCAAAACCCCUUAGCCUGGGACUCAAGGCCUCUGUGAACUGGUCCCUGCCAACCUCUCCAGCCCCCUCUCCCACCUGACCCUUCACUCUCCAGUAAUUGCUUGUCGUCUUCUGCACACACUAGGUUGUUGCUUGCCUCUUGACCACUGAACAUGCUAUACUUACUUCCUAAAAUGCCCUCCUACUCCCACCUUUCUCAACUGAAGAACUACCCAGCCUUGGGACCCAGUUCAGAUGUCCCCUCCUCCUGGAAGCCUUCCUUGAUCACCCAGAUGGGUUGGAACUUCUUCUGGGCUCUGCAGCCCCUGCGCAGCCCUGGUCCCUCCCUGAACUGUUCUGUUCUGUGUGUCUCUUCCUUUUCUCUCCUUCCCAGGUCUGGGGGCUCCUGGAAGGCAGGGACUGGGUCUCAUUCAUUUCUGUGUUGCCCAUACCCUGUGCAGGGCUGAGCUGAACUGAGGGAAGAGCAACUUCCCCAGUGAGGGCCUGUGCUUAGUGGAGCUCCAUGUCAUUGCACAGAAGGGAAACCAGAAUCAGGCCAUCAGAGUGGGUGGUACAGGUCGUCAGAACAGUCUGGCCUUGGGAACCAUAGGACCCAGAGUGUGCAGGUUGAAAACUUGAAUUUUAUCCAGAGGCAAUAGGGAGACUUGGGAAGUUUGUAAACGUGUGUGUGUGUGUGUGUGUGUGUGUGUGUGUAUGUGUGUGUGUGUGUGUGUGUGUACAUGGUCAGAUCAGCAUUUCAGAGAGAUCUCUCUGGCUGCAGGGUGAGAAUGGAUUAGGUAGUGCCGGGUGCAGGGAGUUCAGGGUCAGGGCAUUUGUGAUAGGACACCAGGCCCAUCCGGACAUUGUUUAAACCCUGAGCUCCUGCCUCUUGGUGAAGCAACUUGCCCUGAGUCCUUAGAUGCUCCUGCUGAGGAAUUUGGGGACACCUAGGACUCUCCCUCCCCCAGUGGGACCCGGGAGACCUGUGAGAUCAUCCCAGCUCUACCCCUAUCUUGCUGGAUGACCUUGGCACAGGUUUCUGCCCUGCCAGCCUCUAAAAAGAGGCCAGAACCAGUAGGGUCCUGUGUGUGAGAGGGUGUGUGGGUGGCGAGGGCCUGACAGGGAAGGCUUGUCACGCUCUCCACUCCUCCCUGCCUUGGGCUGUCCUGGGCUCUUGCCAGAGGGAUUGGGGGAUCACUGUGGGUGACCCCAUAAAAUGGCUGCCUGACUUGGGCUGCAGAGUGAGGCUGGGACCCUUUCAUUCCCGUCCCCCUCCUGCUAAGGAUGCACAGGGUUCUAAACCUUCUGAAUCCCCCAAGGACCACCCAAGAGAGUGUGAGGGCAUCACCAAGCCUCGGGUGACCCCACAAGAGCUUUGAUUUGGCUUCUCUCAUGGCUGUCGCCCUUAGAGAGGCCACUAUGUCUCUAAGUGUCAGCCUUCCCAUCUGUUAAAUGGCUAUGAUGCUCUUUGCCUCCUCGCAUGCAAAGUUGCUAUGAGGAUUCUUGAGAUAGUGGCCAGGAAAGGGCGUUGAAGGCUAAGUACAAGGCAUGGGGAAGGAGUGUGAUGUUCACAGGCUUAAAUACCUUGAAGACUAUGAUGGACCAUGAGAUGCAAGAACACGAGUUGUGCAGGCUAUUGGAUUUUAAAUUAUUGACUGCCUCCCUUGUCCCCACCCUCUGCAGUCAGGUUACUAGUAACAAAUGUGUGUAUUUAUGAACAGUUUACAAAUGUCCCCCAUUUCAUCCUCUACCAACCCUGGGAGAAAGGAAUUAUUAUCCCUGUUUUGCAGAUGAGGAAAUAGAGGCUCAGAGAGGACCCUGCCUGAGGUCACACAAACAGGGUGGAAGUGGGGGCUCCUGCCUGCCUAUCCUGUCCUAUUCCUUCCCAUCCAGGUCACAGAAGCCCCAUCUGGAUGAAGCCUAGUCCUCUGGCUUCCAGCUGAAGGGAGUUUUAAUCCUGCCCAGAGAACCUGUCUUUGGGCUUGCUUUUGGCUUGAUUACCAGUCUGUUGAUAAGAUAACUCUGCCCAGGCCUGCCCACAGGACCAGAGAAGCAUUUCUGAUCAGGGGUGGGGAGGAAGAAAAGCAGGUGCCCCUGAUGAAAUCUUUCCUCUCCCCAAACCACAUUCUGUGAGCUUGCUGGGUAUACCCUUUGGCCCCACACCUUCCUCUUGGGCUGCCGUUGUGUCCCCAGGCCUGAGCUCUCCCCACCACUAGGCCCUGAUGGGGAGGCUGGCUGUGGGGACAUUCUCUGACCUCUGAACCCAUCCUACAGGCCAGUUGCAGGACUAGUCCAGGCCGUGCCUGGACAAGCAAUGGGAGAGGAGGGCCUUGUUCCUGGAGGCAUGGGGAGCCACAGUUGGUUCUUGAGCAGAGGAGUUCAUUCAUCCAUUAUCCCAUACCCCUAGGCCUGAGUCAUUCCUUGUCAGGAAUGAAUCACUGGAGUCCCUGCUGGUAUGGUGGGCAGCCUAGACCCUAUGUCCUCCUUAAUCCUUAGCCCUGGUACCUGCCACUGUCCUUGCAGCUCCCUAGAGAGGGAGGCCUGGGCACUGGGGCUGUGCCCUGCUCCGGAACUGUAGAGGAGGGCCUCCCUCACUUCCUGGGCCUGUGUGACCCCCCCCUUUCUCCCUGUCUCAAGGGAGGUUCCUGGCGUUGCUCUGACUUCCUGGUGAGUCUUCAGCCUCCUCAGCUUCAGAUUGUGGGAGGAGUCUUGCCAUGGCUGGGCAGUGGGCAGGGAAGGGAUGCACCCCAUCUCACAGGGAAUCCAGGGCCAAGGGACCAGCUCCUGUCAUUAGGACAUUGUAUGGUCUCCUCUCUCUUGUCUCCCUCCCUCUAGGCUCCACUGUCCAAUCUACUGUCCGUGUAGCACUAUCUUUGUUAAGGUCAACUCUGACUAUGUCCUUCCCUGCCUAAGCCGUGCCAUGGCUCCCCAUUGUCCUCGGGAUAGAGAUCGAGCUCCUCAGCCUCACAUUUGAGCCCUUCCAUGGGAGUCCCUUAGGCCCCCCCACAUUCGUGACCCCCUAGCCUUCCCCUGACAUUCUUACACCACUGCUACUCCUGCUAUCUUCAAUGUCCUCUUACCUCUUUCUUUACUUGGCAGGCUCCCAAUCAUCCAUCAGGGCGCUGCUCAAAUGACCCUUCCUCUGAGAAGCUCUCCCUGACCACCAACUCAGUAAGGGUUACUCUGGCUCUGUGGGCACUGGGUUUACUUAGUUAUGGCUUGAUCACCCAGGGGGUCUUGGCCCAUGUCUCUGUCUUUCAUCCAGUUCUGUGUUCACAGGAACCCUCUCAGGCCGGCACUUGGGGGCAUUGGCAAGUGUCUGCUGAGACUUUGUGGUUCCUUGGGAUGUGAUUUAUGAUUGAUCACUCUGAGAGUACAGAUUCUUGCGGUUCUUAGAAUCUCAAAAGCAAAGACUAUCAGAAGCAAAGAGUGACAAUUGAAGGAACAUUUAGUAUUCACUACUGGAACCACAGACUCUUGGAAUUGGACUCUAAGAAUCAAUGGAUCUGGGAACCACUCAGCAAAAUAAUCUCACAAUCAGACUCUCUCGUAACAUGUUUUACACUUUUGUUACAUUUCCUACCACGGGUUCCCAUUCUCACUCUUUUCUCCCAAACUGGGCCCUUCCUGCUUCUCCUCAACCCUCAUGCUAGCUCCUCUUCCAGGACCCAUGGCCUGCGGAGACGUGUUCGGGGACUCAUGUGUUCCAGUGUCACACUGCAGUGAUGGGCACGUGCAGCCCCCACCUCAGGGCAGCACAUGAUUUGUUAGCCCCCAGAGCUCCCACCUGUCCCCUGUCUCACCCCUCGUGAGCUGUCCCGUGUAGCAGUGCGUCUCCCCAUUUUACCAGAGAUUAACCUGAGGCUCAGAGAGGGUGAGUGACUUGGCCAAGAUUGCAUGGCAUGGGUGGUUCCAAAUUGGAGGCCAAACCUAGGGUUCUUGACUCUCUGGCUGGAAGCAUCUGGUGUGAUAGGGUGGGUUGAGUCCAGGGCACUGAGGCUCUGGACUGGUUCAGUUCCGCAACCUACCAUCUCAUAGCCCUGGGCAGUGCUGAAAAUAAUGAGAGCAACCCCACACUGAAAAUAAUGAGAGCAUGAGACCUUAAGUAACACCCUUCCUCUUUUGGGGUCUCGGUUUCCUUAUUUGCAAGGAGGGCAAUCUGUGGCCUACCCACUUGAUCUGUGGCCUACCCACUUGGAUGCUUUGAGCUCAACCCCAGAAGGUAGUUCUGCAGUCAGGACCCUGGGGGUUCCCAAGAGGGAGAGAGCCUCUGAGAAGGGGCUACAGAGCCCAAGGCCCCCCAGAAGUCCUCACACCACAACAAUGCCUGCUGAUAGCACCUGAAGCUACCCUAACGCUCGCUAGCCUCCAACCUCACAACUGUUUCCUCAGACCAGUGGCCCAGAAACCACACAGGGGAUGACUUCCAAGCUCCUAAACUGUCCCUAACCCAGCUUUGCCCUCUCCACUCCUCUCAAGCCACAAGGAUGACUGAUAGUUCUCCAAACGUGCUGUGUGAUCUCUCAUCCCCAUUUUGCUCACUCUACUUCUCCUCUCUCUCUGCCCACCUGACUGCUACUCAUCUUCCAACUUGCAGCUCAGGUGUCUUCUCCUCCGGAAAGCCUUCCUUGACCAUCCCUCCAUUCCCUUUAGGGGCCCUCUUGGCUCCUUCAGCCCUGGUGCUUCUGCCUCCCUCAGCUCCUGUCACCCCUGAAUUGUCAUUGUCUGAUUCUGGGUCUGAUGCUCCCACUCGACUUUGACAGUCAGCUCCUUGAGGGCAGGGAAGGGUUCGAUCCACCAAGUCUCCAAGAACACUGUACAGGGACAGAGAUGUGACAAUCUCUGUAAAGGGUGAGUGAGGGAAAGAGUGUGGUGGGAGUCUGGCCUGUGCUGGGUGGGAGGGGGGUUUGUCCCUGUUCUGGCCUCCCCUCUCAGGAUAGGGAAACCUGAUCUGAGGUCCAGUUGACUGUGACCCUGCUAUCUGCAGCCUCUGCCCCCAAUUCCUGUAGGGUUUCCUGCCCCUCUUGCCUUCCUGGGAUACCCUCAUCCUCCCUACCUUCUCCACCAGCUGAAAUCUUAUCUCUUUAAAUUAUCGCAUAAGAUGAGUUUAAAUCAUGUUGUUUAAUUAUUUCAACAACCUUACAAGACAGGUACUGUCCUUACACUGAGAGGAAGCUGCGACUCACGUUUGGGCAUUCAGAGAUGUGCCCAGGUCCCCCAGCUGGGACUGGCACGACUGGGAUUUGAACCAGAGUCUUGCCUCCAUGCUCAGCUAUCUAGGACUUCUCCAGAGAGGCCCAGUGCCCUCUCCUGUCCCCUCCAUGGUGCUCAGGGCCCAGGUCCUGUGUCUCCCCUCACAGCAUCCCACGCUUGGCAGAGACAGACAGCAAGGGUUUCCAGAGCCCUCUCCCCUCUCAGGCUGGACAGGGCCAGCCAGGUGGGUGGGUGGGGACAUUCUGGAAUGUAGUUCAGCUACCCUGAAAAUUCUGCAGGCGGGCCUGGGAACUGUGCCAGCUCCUCCUCUCGGCUUUGGGCUCGCUAGCCCAUGGCCACAGGGAGAAAGACCCAGCUUGGGGAAGGGCCAGAGCCAGUCUGGGGAGAGGAGAGGGGGAAAGGAGUCUUCAUGCUGGGCUUGGCUCUGUCCUUGACUCACUGGGUGAUCUUGGGUGAGACACAAUCCCUUUCUGGGCCUUAGUUUCUCUAACUGUGAGAUGGGUACAAUAACCAUCAUGGCCGCUUCAUGCUGGGGAAGUGCCAGGGAGAGUAAGUUAGAUCCUGGGCUCCGCCAGCCAGUGCUCCCUCUGGCAGAGAACUGGCCAGCCAGGCAGAACUGUGGGGCUCAAAGAGGGCUGGUGGAGCAGCUUCCCGGAGGAGAGAAGACAGGGCCUUGGAGAAUAGAAGAUUGUGAUCAGGGGCACAGGUCCUGAAGACACACAAACCAGGGCUGCUUCUGCCGUUUGCUAGCUUUGUGACCCUGGAGAAGUUAUUUAGCCUCUCUGAGCAUCUCAGGAUUAAAUGGAGGCACCUAACAUGGAACUUGACACAGAGGAGCACAAAGGAAGCACUUACUGUAAGCUCUUGUAAUGAUGUAAGUGUUAGAAGGAGCCAGCAGCACCGCCUGCUCUGAGAAAUGCCGGAGGAGCCAAAGCAGGGUGCGGCCGGGACAGGGGGGACCUGUUUUUCCUGUUUCCCACAGAGUUCCCUGCAGCCUGGUCCAGGCGUGUGCAUUCAUGAGUGAGGAACCUGAGCCAGCGCCGAGCAUCCUGACAGCAAGCGCAGGGGCCGGUCAGGGCCAUGGCAGCAGGCGUGGGCCUCUGGAAUGGCACCAAGAAUGGCACUGGGGACGGGGAUGAGCUGGGCUACAGGUGCCGCUUCAAUGAGGACUUCAAGUACGUGCUGCUUCCCGUGUCCUAUGGUGUGGUGUGCGUGCUCGGGCUGUGUCUGAACGCCGUGGCGCUGUACGCCUUCCUGUGCCGCCUCAAGACCUGGAACGCCUCCACCACGUACAUGUUCCACCUGGCCGUGUCGGACUCGCUGUACGCGGCCUCCCUGCCGCUGCUCGUCUAUUACUACGCCCGCGGCGACCACUGGCCCUUCAGCACGGUGCUCUGCAAGCUGGUGCGCUUCCUCUUCUACACCAACCUCUACUGCAGCAUCCUCUUCCUCACCUGCAUCAGCAUGCACCGCUGCCUGGGCGUCUUGCGCCCGCUGCGCUCGCUGCGCUGGGGCCGGGCCCGCUACGCCCGCCGGGUGGCAGGGGCCGUGUGGGUGCUGGUGCUGGCCUGCCAGGCGCCGGUGCUCUACUUCGUCACCACCAGCGUGCGAGGCGGCCGCAUCACCUGCCACGACACCUCGGCACCUGAGCUCUUCGGCCGCUUCGUGGCCUACAGCUCCGUCAUGCUGGGCCUGCUCUUUGCGGUGCCCUUUGCCGUCAUCCUGGUCUGUUACAUGCUCAUGGCACAGCGGCUGCUCAAGCCGGCCUACGGGGCCACCGGGGGCCUGCCACGAGCCAAGCGCAAGUCGGUGCGCACCAUUGCCGUGGUGCUGGUGGUCUUCACCCUCUGCUUCCUGCCCUUCCAUGUCACCCGCACCCUCUACUACUCCUUCCGCUCGCUUGACCUCAGCUGCCACACCCUCAAUGCCAUCAACAUGGCUUACAAGAUCACCCGGCCCUUGGCCAGCGCCAACAGCUGCCUCGACCCUGUGCUCUACUUCUUGGCUGGACAGAGACUCGUUCGCUUUGCCCGUGAUGCCACGCCACCCAUGGACCCCACCCCUACCGCCCCGGUUCGCCGCAGGCUGGGCCUGCGCAGAUUAGACAGAAACGGCAUUGAGAGAACAGAGGACAUGAAGGCCAGCAGUGAGGACUCUAGGCAGACAGAGUCCAGGACAGCUAGUAGUGAAAACAGUAAGGACAUUCAGCUGUAGGUCCUGCACUCCUCAGGUUUGUGCGAGUCUAUGUGGGAGGUGACAGGGGAGACCGGGACUUGUUCAAAGGGGACGGUCUCCCCAGAUAUGGACAGUCAGCAUCUCGUGCCAGAUGGCCAAGGGGGCCAUGGCCCCACGCUCCAUCAUUUGUCAGGGGCUCAGGAUAGAUACCACCUUUGUGGCCAGUCCCCACAUCCCCAGCAUGUAUGAAUUGGGGAAUAAGGUUUCAGGAAAGGCAAAGGUUCGGGGCCAGUGCUGCCCUUGGCCUGACUUCCACUUAUAAAGCUGGCUGGGCCUGCCGAGGUGUGUCUGCUGUAAUCUGGCCCAAUCAAGUUAAAUGGAGAAACAGGCCCAUUUGGAGAGGAAAGUGACUUAUCAAGGUUCACACACGAGUCUGGGCCUGAACUACCAGGAUGGGAGCAGAGUCCCAGGGUGACCAGAGGGCCCUGGAAAGUGUCCAGGGUGGAGCCAAAGGUUCCCUCAGGGAGUCUGGAGUGGGUCUGGGUGCCACAGUGGGCCCAGUUCUGAGGAAUACCCUUAGCCCAAGAAAUGGACAUCUGGGGAUCUCUGUCACAAUCUCAUCUGGAGGCUCUCCUGGGCUGGGAGCCAGUGUGAAGCUGUAACUUAUACUAAAGGUUUUGUUGCCUGCUGA